AUGUUCGCUAUUUUUAUUCUUUUACUUUCGUUUCAUUUUUCAAUUGCCUUCGAUCCUCGUUUACGGCGAUUUUUGAACUCGGAAGUUCACAAUCGUAUCAAUGUUCUGGAACAGUCUCAUUCGACUCAUCGUAAUGAAACCGACUGGAUGCGUAUUAUAUUUUUAGCUAUCGCUAUUGGUUUCGGUCUUAUACUAUUAUUGGUUUUUCUUACAAUCGUUUAUUUAUGUCGGCGCGUUCGUCGUCAUGUUCAACAAACACAGUCGCCAACUCUAGCUGCAAUCGAACAUUCCGGUUUGUCGCAUUUACAUCCGAUUAUACCACCUUUACUGGGACUUCUUCAACAUCAGACUAAUCUUCCUUCAACAUCAUCAACCUCCGUAUAUGCACAACCUGCAUAUCCACAUUCCACCGUCUAUCCAUCACAGCUUCCAGUUCUCAAAUUUUGA
Messenger RNA from Adineta ricciae, 447 nucleotides. NCBI's taxonomy places the organism in Eukaryota, Metazoa, Rotifera, Eurotatoria, Adinetida, Adinetidae. The record is from the annotation of a GenBank genome assembly.